Messenger RNA from Trematosphaeria pertusa, 677 nucleotides. RefSeq lists its product as uncharacterized. NCBI's taxonomy places the organism in Eukaryota, Fungi, Ascomycota, Dothideomycetes, Pleosporales, Trematosphaeriaceae. The coding region runs from base 135 to 569 and encodes 144 amino acids. The record is from RefSeq and is a predicted model, not a curated record. The transcript has a single exon.
GUGCAGGGGCGGAAGGGAGUGCGGAAUGGCGGUAAGAGGAAGGAACGAGCAACGCGAGACUGCCAGCGCAGCACUGAGGCGGAAAGAGAGCAGGGUCGCGAAGAAAGACAAUAACAUCGAGGAAGGAGGAACGUAUGGCUGCACUCGGCGCAUCUCAGAAGCUUACCAUGGUUCCAUUUCGGCCCACCACACUAUCGCCACGGGGAAUAUCACCACCAGAAUUCCAUAACGCUACUCAUCAUCACUACGCGUAUUCCCAGCCCACACCUAUUACUCCAUCUCCGUUACCGACCGCUCCUUCCUACCACCAACGUCCCGCUCUGCCCAUCCGCAAUGCCGCCGCUCCCCGCCCACGACCCGUCUACUUCGCCGCACGCACAUCCCAUCCACCUCACAACUUUACACCCGACGACCUGGGACGCGUUAGAAAACGUGAUCGAAUUUCUUAUAGCGUCGUACUGCUUGUGGGCGGCCUUCUAUCUAGUCUACAUCACCGUGUGCUCGGCGGCAUGGUGCGGACGGAGGAUCAAAGACGUUGUAAAUCCGAUGAGAAGGACAGCACGAGAUAGAACAAGGAGAAUAGACGGGAAAGGGGCGAGGUAUACAGAUGAUAUUGAGUGCGACGUAAUUAGAAGAGAUGCGGAGAUUGAAGAGUCGAUUGCGAGACUGCGACGCCG